This is a messenger RNA of Caenorhabditis sp. 36 PRJEB53466, 1749 nucleotides long. Lineage: Eukaryota; Metazoa; Nematoda; Chromadorea; Rhabditida; Rhabditidae. The record is from the annotation of a GenBank genome assembly.
AUGCUGAUCAUUUUGUUGUUGGUUACUCUGCUAGCCGUGGCUACUGCCUAUCAAUGGAGCAAGUGUCGAAGGCUUCCAAAAGGUACAAUACAAAGUUGUGAUGAAAUGUGCAAAAAAUUGACACCAAUUUUAGGUCCUACACCGCUCCCGCUGAUUGGUAACUUUCACCAACUUGUCUAUCACGGCAUAAAACUUGGGGGCGUCGUGGCAGUGUAUCACCACUUUGAGAAGAUCUACGGGCACGUGUUCACGCUCUGGAUGGGUCCACUUCCGACCGUUUACAUUUCGGAUUACAACGUGGCACACGAGAGUCAUAUCAAGAGAGCAAAUUUGUUCAGCAAACGAUUCGCCACUGGAACCACACAAUACAUCAGAGAAGGACGAGGAAUCAUUGUCUCAAACGGUGACUUUUGGCAAGAUCACCGACGGUUCGCACUGCAAACGUUGCGAGAGUUUGGACUUGGAAGAAACUUGAUGGAGGAGAAAAUUAUGGAAGAGUACAAGUAUCGAAUCGGCGACUACAAAAAGACGCACUUCAAGAACGGAGCGAUCGAAAUACACGCCGGCACGUUCUUCGAUCUUCUCGUCGGCUCGAUCAUCAAUCAGUUGCUCAUGUCGGAGAGGUUCGAGCAGAAUGAUCCGGAAUUUGAAAAGAUCAAGACGAGUCUGGCACUGUCUCUCGAAAACUUUGGAAUUGUCGACAUCUUUUUCCCGACUGCCAUCCUCGACUCGCCGUUGAUGUCAUGGAGACAAAAGAAAAUUUUCGAGCCGUUUGACUUUAUCUAUAAUGUCACGAAGAGAAAUAUUGCUCGAAGGUGAGUUUCGUUCCGCUUCUCCCACUUUUGAUUCGCUUUUCAGAGUGGCAUCUAUUGAAAGUGGUGAGCAUACGAUUGAAGACAACGGAAACGACUUUAUCGAUGCGUACCUUGUGAAAAUUGAGAAGGAUAAGAGAGAAGGAGUGGCGUCGUCCACGUUCAAGUGAGUAUUCAUUGUCAGUGAGAACAACUAUAACUUACUUUACUUCUAUUCUAGUCUGGAAACCCUCGCAAUUGAUGUGUUUGAUUUGUGGCAAGCCGGUCAAGAAACCACGUCGACUACGUUGGCAUGGGCGUUCGCGUGUCUUCUCAAUCAUCAGCGUGUUGUCAAGACUUUGAGAGCUGAGCUUUUGAAGUUGACUGGUGGAAACAGACACAUUGGAUUGAGUGACAAAACCGACACGCCCUAUCUAAAUGCUACAGUUAAUGUGAGUUCAAUAUCGCUGAUUUUUGCAAUCGAUGUUUCUACAGGAAAUCCAACGAAUCGCCUCGAUUCUCAACAUCAAUCUAUUCCGGCAUAUAGAAGUCGACACUGAAAUUGACGGUCAACCGCUGGCCGCUGGAACUGCUCUUACCACUCAAGUAUCCAUGAUGCAUACCGACGAAGAAGUGUUCAAAAACAGUACGGAAUUCCGACCGGAAAGAUUCUUGGAGAACACGACACUUGAGAAGAAGCUGAUUCCGUUUGGAAUCGGAAAACGAUCCUGUCUGGGAGAGUCUUUGGCGAGAGCCGAGUUGUAUUUGGUGUGUACAGAGAUUCUGGAGACGUUGUGUGUGUUGACAUUUAGUAUAAUUUCAGUUGGUCGCAAACUUGAUACUCGAUUUUGAUAUUGAACCAGUCGGACCGAUUCCUUUAAUUCAAACCAUCACACCGUUCGGCCUGCUGCGAAGACCUCCAAGAUACAACAUCAGAUUUGUACCAGUGAAGUUUUAG